UGUCGCUUUAAGGGCCGCGGGCCGCCGUCCCGUGGUGCAUUGCGGCAGGCGCGCGCAGGGAGCGUGGCGGCUACCCGCGCGCUUGGUGCUGCUGCCACCGCCUCGCUUCGAAGUUGGUGCCGGGCGCGAUGCGGCGCUGAGGGGGCCGCGGCCGCCGCCCGGGCAGAGGGGCUGCGCCGCCCUCCUCGCUGCCGGGGCGCGCUGCCGUCUCCCAGCCGCGCUCUCCGGCCGUUCCCGCCGCUGCCGCCGCCAUGUCUGCGGGCUUUUCCUUCGGAGCGGGGACGCUGGGCUCCGCGGCCGCCGCCGCCGCCGGGGCGGGAGGAGGAGGAGGUGGGGGCGGCGGUUUCUCCUUCGGAGCCGCCACGCCGAGCUCAACAGGAGGACUUAAUUUUGGAACUCUGGGAUCUUCCACUGCUACAGCAACUACGUCAGCUCCUUCGGUGGGCUUUGGGAGUGGACUUUUUGGAUCAAAAUCAACUACUGGCUUUACACUGGGAGGUACCAGUACAGCAGGAACGGCAACAACUAUUGCUACAGGAUUGACACUAGGCACUCCUGCUACCACAUCAGCAGCUACCACAGGCUUUAGUUUAGGCUUCAACAAACCUGCGGGUUCAGCUACACCAUUCGCUUUACCUAUUACUUCUACCUCAGCAGGGGGCCUCUCGCUGUCAUCUGCUCUCACAUCGACUCCUGCAGCAGGUACUACUGGUUUUACACUAAAUUUGGGUGGUACAGCUGCUCCAACCACAACUGCCUCCACAGGCCUUUCCUUAGGAGGAACCUUAGCUGGUUUGGGAGGUUCACUUUUCCAGAAUACAAGCACAGCAGCAACAGGACUUGGGCAGAAUGAUUUGAGUUUGACGCUGGGGUCAACUGCAGCUCCUUCAACUACUGUUAAUGAAGGUCUUGGUGGCAUUGAUUUUAGUAGCUCUUCAGACAAAAAGAAUGACAAAACGGGAACAAGACCAGAAGAUAGUAAAGCGCUAAAGGAUGAAAAUCUACCUCCAGUAAUCUGUCAAGAUGUAGAAAAUCUACAGAAAUUUGUGAAAGAACAAAAACAAGUCCAGGAAGAAAUUAGUAGAAUGUCCUCUAAAGCAAUGCUUAAAGUACAGGAAGAUAUUAAAGCUUUGAAACAACUUCUGUCUGUAGUUGCCAGUGGAUUACAGAGAAACACUCUUAAUAUUGACAAGCUGAAAAUGGAAACCGCACAGGAGCUAAAGAAUGCAGAAAUAGCGUUAAGAACACAGAAAACUCCUCCUGGUCUUCAGCAUGAAAAUACAGCUCCAGCAGACUACUUCAGAAUCUUGGUUGAGCAGUUUGAAAUACAGCUGCAACAGUACAGGCAACAAAUAGAAGAACUGGAAAAUCAUCUUGCUACUCAAGCAAACAAUUCACACAUAACUCCACAAGACUUGUCUAUGGCUAUGCAGAAAAUCUAUCAAACAUUUGUAGCUUUAGCUGCACAACUUCAAUCAAUACAUGAAAAUGUAAAGAUGCUCAAAGACCAAUACCUUGGCUACAGGAAAACCUUUCUGGGAGAUGCCAUGGAUGUGUUUGAGGCAAGACGAACGGAAGCUAAGAAGUGGCAGAGCGCGCCACGUGCUACCAGUGGACCGAUCCCUUUCAGCAACAUACCAAAUGCAGCAGCUGCUGCGAUGGCUGCAACACUUACUCAGCAGCAGCAGCCUGCUACAGGGCCACAGCCAUCUCUGGGAGUUAGUUUUGGAACGCCAUUCGGCUCAGGUAUUGGCACUGGCUUGCAAUCAAGUGGCUUAGGUUCUUCAAGCCUUGGAGGAUUUGGAAGUAGCUCUGCCUUUGGAAGUAGUGCCACAGGUGCAUCAUCAUUUGGAUUUGGAACUACAAGUAAACCAUCAGGAAGUCUAAGUGCAGGCUUUGGCAGCUCGACUACAUCUGGGUUUAACUUCAGCAAUCCUGGCAUCACAGCAUCGGCUGGCCUGACGUUUGGGGUUUCUAAUCCUGCAUCUGCAGGCUUUGGGACAGGAGGGCAACUUCUUCAGCUGAAGAAACCCCCAGCUGGCAACAAGAGAGGGAAAAGAUAGGCACCUUUUUAGGGAGAGAAGUGAAUCAACUUUGUUCAUCUGUAAAGUCUAUUUUUCUAGAUUUGAUGCAUUAAUUAAAUUGCAUCCCAUGAGAUUUAUAAAAAUUUUGCUACUUUUCCCUAGUCUGAAAUAUGAAAUGUAAUCAUAUUGAACAGCUAUUUUCCUGUGAAUAGAUACCCAUUUAUGUAUUUUUAUUUUUGGCCCUAGUUUUAGAAAUGUUCUAUACUGCAUUAUUAAAGAAUCUUGUAAAACCUUGUAAAACCAUCUAUUUAACCUAAUGCUAGUAGCAGAAUAUUUUUUGUUAAUAAGCUUUAUACCAUAUGAAUAUAUGCAUAUUUGUUUUUGUACAGAUAGAAUAUAUUCUAGUACAAAUACUAGAGUUCAUAUCUUCUGUUCUUGGAUAUGGCCUUUAAAUCUACUUCAGGGUGGUUUUGUGUAUAUGGAUGUAAAUAUAUACAGUACAGUGCACACAUCUGUGUGUGUAUGUAUGUGUAUAUAUAUAUAAUGUAUAAAAUAAAAACAUGUGCAAACCUUGCCCCAUAGACAGGUCUCCUUUUCUUUGUGUUCACUUUCUCCAUGUUGUUCUGUGGUCCUGCAUCUUGAUGUUCCUAGGAGUUUCAAAUAGUGGGUCCCAGGCUGUGUUAUCACUGCAUCUUGUUGUUUAAGACCAGUUGAAAUACGAUGUUUACUAUGUCAUUAACUUUGGUAAAUAGUGCUUAGUAGCCCUCCUUCUCCCCUCAUCACUUUUUCUUUAUCCAUUUAGCAGCCAGACACAGACAUUUCCCAAGUAAUAUUCCUAAACUGCUUGAUUUUUGUCUUUAUCCUCUGCUUAAGAGCAGGGUGUUGCUGCAUUUCAGCUGAAAGCUCAGGAUCCCCCAAGAUCUGUUUGCAAGCAGAGAGCUGUCAAGCUUGAUGCGCUUCUCUGCAAUUUGGGGGGGGGGGGUGGAAAUAGGCUAUACUAUUCUAAUGAAAAGCUCGGUUAACUGUUACAAAACAAGAGCUGAUUCACUAGCUUCUAGUCAGUGCUACUAGCAUUGACUUAAAAGCAGCUGCAUAUCAGCCCCUAAUAUGAGGUAUACUACAGUAAGUUACUGCUAAAGAAUACAGGAAGAUGAUGUAAUUUGAAGGUUAAGCUAUUGUGACAGUAGAGCAUGAAUCUUACUACAUCUUAGCUUGUUGUGCUGCAUUUUCAGUUCAGUGUGCAUUUGAGAUAGCUGGAAAACAUCUUGGGGAAAUGCUGCCUUAUGUGAGAUAAAUAAUAGAUCAGUUGAAUCUUUGCAAAUAAAGAUACCAGUUGGAGUGUGAACAUAGAAUUUGAGCUGAGUGUUGAUUUUAUGUAGAAGAUGCUUUGUAUAGAACAUGCAUCAAAUGAAUAUUCACAAUCAUUUUCACAGAAGUACCUUCUUUUCUAAAAGCAGUUAUAGUGCAUAACUUUUUUUCUAGUACCAAGUCGGUUGCUUUCUAUUGUUAGUGUUGUUACUACCAUUUUAGAUGUUCCAGUAGUGAUGUCUGCAUUCAACAAUGAUUGCCCUUUGACAAAUAUGCAUUUUGGUCACUUAAUCUGGUAAGAAGUAAGGGAAACUGAGCACAGAAUUCUUUACUUUUUGUACACUUGUAUGUUUUUGCAUCUUUGUGAACGUUCUCUUAGGAAGGAAUAUGUGUGGGUUUUUUUAUGACUAAGAAAAUUAAAAGUUCACAGUUUAUUUUGAUUUCAGCCUUUUUUUCUUUUAACUUCCAUUGGGCUGCAGUCAAGACCCUACUGUUUGUAUUUUUAAUGCUUUUUUAAUAGUUAAUAUGUUAAACCACUGGACUUUCUUGUAAUGUAUUAAUUUGUGAAACUAAUUCUAAAUGUGUACUGUUUUUCCACAUGUGCAACUUAUCAUUGUGCAAACAAUAAAAAAUUAAUGCUGUGAUCCUUGUAAUACA
This is a messenger RNA of Dromaius novaehollandiae (emu), 3989 nucleotides long. RefSeq names its product nucleoporin 58 (gene NUP58). Gene Ontology annotation, cellular component: nuclear pore. NCBI's taxonomy places the organism in Eukaryota, Metazoa, Chordata, Aves, Casuariiformes, Dromaiidae. Gene Ontology annotation, molecular function: structural constituent of nuclear pore. The transcript is spliced from 16 exons. The record is from RefSeq and is a predicted model, not a curated record. Gene Ontology annotation, biological process: nucleocytoplasmic transport. Bases 252 to 2063 code for a protein of 603 amino acids.